AAGAUCCGCUUGCAACAUUUUAGUAGCAAAUUUACGCUUGGGGCAAAGUUGCACCAAGACGUACACGGCACCGCAACCCUCCUGCGUCAAUUCGUGAUCGGCAUCACCAUGAAAGGGCAUGUAGAGAAAAUAUUAGUUUGAAUCGGAAUUUCCGGCCACAAAAAAAUUUGAGGUUAAAAUUUAUAAACAAAGUCACGAUUUAGCUGUGUUAUAUAUAUAUAACACUUCUCGCAUUUAAAACCAGUUUGAAUAUGCGUUUCAGAUAGGAACGGUUUAGGUAUAGCAUUAUAAAGUCGGUUUUUGCUUUAUUUCGAUUUUACGGUUAGCACACUUGAACAUGCAUUUGUUCACUACGUGUCUCGUGUUGGUCAGUUUGCUUGGCGUUGUAUUCAGCAAUCCACUAACCGUCAACUCGCAGUCGAACAUGGGAAUUGAAAACGAUCUUAUUUUUUCCACCGGAGAAGGAGACUAUGGCGAAUUCAGCGGAUACGGGGAGUCUGAAGAAACGACAACUCCAGAAACCACCACCACAACAUCAACGACAACAACUAAUGCCCCAACAACACCAGCAACCACAGGAACUACUACUCAAUUGAUGUGCGGUGUUGCUGCCGUUACCCCAACCUACGUGAGGAAAGUUGUACGUGGCACACAAGCUACACCACACAGCUGGCCGUGGCAGAUCUCCAUUUUCCAAGACGGUGAGCAUAAUUGUGGAGGAAGCAUUAUUGCAAAUCGUUGGGUGAUUACAGCGGCCCACUGUCUUGAUGGUACAAACAGUGCUUACCGUGCUCGGUUACGCAUUGUAGCCGGCAUGCAUCGCUUAUCUGCCUCUUCUGGCCCAGGCAGAGUAUCAGUUGGUGUUUCAAGGAUUUUCCUACACGCUGCUUUUGGCGGGGAAACAGACAAUCCACUCGACGACAUUGCGUUAAUUCAGCUUCAAGUACCUUUGGUAUAUAGCAACACCAUUCGACCCAUCUGCCUCCCUCAAAGAGGGGAAACCCCUGCUGCUGGAACUACGUGUUACGCGUCCGGCUGGGGCGCCACAAAGAGAGAAAGCGAUGCAGUUGAAGGAGACGGAAGUGAGGCGUCUGAUCCACUACUGCAAACUGACGCCCAGAUUGCAUCAGACAGUGCAUGCUCUCAAGCUCACGGCUUGAAUAUUAAUGAUCAAAGCAAAUACGUGUGCAGUGUUGGUACUGGAAGAGACACAUGUGAUGGUGACAGCGGCGGUCCCUUGCAUUGCCUGCGAAGCACUGGAAGUUGGUAUCUUGCUGGAAUAACUUCCUUUGGGGACGAAUGUGGGUCAACUUCAGGCGGCGUUUACGUUGAAGUUCAAAGAUAUUUAUCGUGGAUUCAAGCACGCAUGAACUACACCCCAUAAGUCAAAACCGUCACCGUCCGUAAUCCGAAGUUUUUGUCGUAAUUGAAAUGAAUGUAUAGAAAGGGGAAGAUGAGACAUCUUUUAAUUCUAUUUUCUCGUCCCAUUUGGUAGCAACAAAAACAUUCUAGGAAUUUUAAAACCGUCUCCCCACGGCUUCCACAGACCGGUGUUAAUUAUUUAAAACACGAUCAGGAUAUUUGAAUGUUAUUUGGAUUAAAGAUGUCCCGUCUUUCCCCACCCUACUAUAUAUACUCCGUAAACAAAAACUAGCAUUAUUAAUUGUUUUUUCUCUCGUAGUUCUAUUCUACCUCCGUCUUUAAACGGGGGCCUAAUAUUUUAGUUUUGUGGACCUUAAUUAAUUGAUACAAACUUACACAAUAACAUGCCCGUUUAGCUCGAUUGCUGCUUGUCAAACUUUUCGUUUAUUUGGUUUUAGUUGAUCUUCAAAUGUUAUGGCAGCUUUUAAACGAAAGGAUGAGUUUAUGCGACCCAUACCAGUCAGGUGUACAUUGUUUAUACGCUGCCGACAGAAGCGGGAGAAUAUUGCUGACAGAUUGCUUUGUCAUAGUCGGGUUGUACACAUCGCUUAUCACGCAUUGUGGGCAGUUGCACGGUGUUUUAAUUUCAACAAAACGUUGAUCCGACUUUAACUUAUUUGAAUACUUCACGAACUUAAAAUACAUUUUGAUAAAAAAAUGUAAUAAACGACUACGUGGUAAAAUAACACACUUUAUUUAAAAUGUAUCGUUCCCACAAGCGCAGUUCUACUUCGUUUUUGCUUCUUUUUUGUUAAACACAUAAAUUGUAGGGCGAUCCUCUGCGGCAGGCACAACUCGAUACCGAUCGGGCACCUUCCACUUUUCAUCAAUCGUUUCUCUGUCGGCAUUCAGUCACGCUUGGCUCGGUCCGCAUUUUUGCCAAAAAUGUUGUCUGCGUUCAAUUACGCUUCGUUGAGUUUUUCGAAACAAACCUUUCGCAACCCAGCGGAGGCUGUACCACUCAUUCUCCCACAUCUAUCAUGCUACCAGUAACCACGGCAAAGUUAUAUACGCUAUAAGGUACUGCGUGCGUUUUCUAUUUUUGCUCCCGUACGAUUGAAAUACAAAUGAAGGAUCACUUGCGCUUAUCUGUGAACGAAAAUACCAGCGAAAAAAGAAAUUGUUAUUUACCUGCGGUCCAUUUACGCCAUGUGAAUCGUAGGCCUACUGUGAUAGCAAUUACCUUGUGGGCACAGGUUACAGCUUUGGUCGUUACAUUUUUGGUUAACAUUCGGAUUAUUAAUUGUGUCUCAAGCGGGCAUCAGCUUGCAUAGCUGUAUUUAACUAUCAUCGUAGUGAUUAAACUUUGUGUGAAAACAUA
Molecule: messenger RNA, 2743 nt
Organism: Ciona intestinalis (vase tunicate)
Lineage: Eukaryota; Metazoa; Chordata; Ascidiacea; Phlebobranchia; Cionidae
Product: chymotrypsinogen A
Biological process (GO): proteolysis
Molecular function (GO): serine-type endopeptidase activity
Source: RefSeq, a predicted model, not a curated record